AGAGUUUCACCCCUUGUUCUGGUCCUCAGUGGCAAGCGGGAGUCUUGCCUGGGGGAAUCGUGCUGAGCCGUCCUCCGCUGACUGCACCCUACCCUGAGGCUUAAGCCCUCUCCUGGCCAAAGUUUCUGUGAAUUCUUUAUCAGCCCUCACUGACUGCUGCACUCAUUUGCCAUCAUGCCUUUGGCCUUAAACGGACCAUCAGAGCUGCUUUUCUAUGUGAAUGGUAGAAAGGUAAGAGAGAAGAAUGCAGACCCUGAAACAAUGUUGUUAUCAUAUUUGAGGAAGAAACUUCGUUUGACAGGGACAAAAUAUGGCUGUGGAGGAGGUGGCUGCGGAGCUUGCACGGUGAUGAUAUCAAGAUAUGACCCAGGGACUAAGAAGAUAAGACACUAUUCAGCCAAUGCCUGUCUGCUUUCCAUAUGCUCUCUAUAUGGGACUGCUGUCACCACAGUAGAAGGUAUAGGAAACACCAAAACCAGGAUUCAUCCAGUGCAGGAAAGAAUUGCCAAAUGCCAUGGGACUCAGUGUGGAUUCUGUAGCCCUGGAAUGGUGAUGUCUUUGUACUCUCUUUUGAGAAACAUUCCGAAACCCUCCAUGGAUCAGUUAAUGGAAGCUCUUGGAGGUAACUUGUGCCGUUGCACUGGAUAUCGGCCCAUAGUAGAUGCUUGCAAGACUUUUUGUAAAACUACGGAUUGUUGUCAGGGUAAGGAAAAUGGCAUCUGUUGCUUUGAUCAAGAAGAAAAUGAAUUGCUGGAUUCUGAACAAGAAAAUAUGACAUGUGAAAAACUAUUUCAAGAAGAGGAGUUUCUGCCAUUGGAUCCAACCCAAGAAUUUAUUUUUCCCCCUGAACUAAUGUUGAUGGCUGAGAAACAAACUAAAACUACAAGGGUUUUCUAUGGGGAGCGAAUAACUUGGAUUUCUCCUGUAACACUAAGAGACCUUCUCGAAGUGAAAGCCAAAUAUCCAGAUGCACCAAUUGUUAUGGGAAACACCACUGUGGGACCUGAUAUGAAAUUCAAAGGAAUUUUUCACUCAGUUAUCAUUUCCCCUGAUGGAAUUGCAGAACUUAAUGCUGUAAAUUACAAAGACAAUGGGCUGACGAUAGGUGCUGGUUGUAGCCUAGCUCAACUGAAAGAUAUCCUGACUGAUAUGAUCUUGGAGCUUCCAGUAGAGAAGACUCAAACAUACCGGGCUCUCUUAAAGCAUCUGAGAACUCUAGCAGGAUCACAGAUCAGGAAUGUGGCAUCUUUAGGAGGCAAUAUCAUCAGUAGACAUUCAACAUCAGAUCUGAAUCCCCUUCUGGCUGUGGGUAACUGUACCCUUAAUCUGGCUUCAAAAGAUGGAAAACGACAAAUUCCUUUAAAUGACCAAUUUCUUAUGAGGGCACGGAGUGCAGAUCUCAAGCCAGAAGAAAUCUUGGUCUCAGUGAACAUCCCCUAUUCUAGGAAGUGGGAAUUUGUCUCAGCCUUUCGACAAGCUCCACGUCAGCAAAAUGCCCUGGCAAUUGUUAAUUCUGGAAUGAGAGUUCUUUUUGAAGAAGACACAAACAUCAUUAGAGACAUCUGCAUUUUCUAUGGAGGCAUUGGUACUACCACUGUCUGUGCUAAGAAAAUUUGCCAGAAGCUCAUAGGAAGAGCAUGGAAUGAAGAGAUGCUGGGAGAAGCUUGCAAGUUGGUUCUAGCUGAAGUUUUGCUCCCUGGCUCAGCUCCAGGUGGAAUGGUGGAAUACAAGAGAUCCCUCAUUGUUAGUUUUCUUUUCAAAUUCUACAUAGAAGUUUUGCAAAAUUUGAAGAUGAUGAACCCUUCUCUCUGCCCUUCUUUACCAGAUGGAUAUGGGAGUGUUUUAGAAGAUUUCCAUUCCAAACAUUAUGAGACUGUUUUAAGGUACCAGAAGGUAGAUACAAAACAGUUUCUUCAAGAUCCAGUUGGGCGUCCCAUCAUGCACCUCUCUGGUAUUAACCAUGCAACAGGUGAAGCCAUCUACUGUGAUGACAUACCAGCACAUGACCAGGAACUUUUCUUGGCCUUUGUAACAAGUUCAAGAGCUCAUGCCAAGAUUGUGUCUAUUGAUACAUCAGAAGCCCUAAAACUACCAGGAGUAAUUGAUGUCCUGACGGGUAAAGAUCUUCAGGAUGUAAACUCCUUCAAGAGUUUUCUUGAAAAUGAGAAAAUAUUGGCAACUGAUGAGGAAGCUAUACAGCACAAAUCUUUCUAUGAGCCAGAAAGAAAAAUAGAAUAUGGAGAUGUUGAUGAAGCAUUUAAAGCUGUUGACCAAAUCCUUGAAGGUGAAAUUCACAUUGGAGGCCAAGAACAUUUUUACAUGGAAACUCAAAGCAUGCUGGUUGUUCCAUAUGGAGAGGACAAAGAAAUGGAUAUCUAUGUGUCGACACAAUUUCCCAGGUUAGCCCAGGACAUAGUAGCCUCCAUAUUAAAGGUUCCAUCUAACAAGAUCAUGUGUCAUGUCAAGAGAGUUGGUGGAGCUUUUGGUGGAAAAGCAUCAAAAACUGGUUUCUUAGCAGCUAUCACAGCAUUUGCAGCAAACAAAACUGGCUGUCCAGUCCGCUGUAUUCUGGAACGUGGAGAAGAUAUAUUAAUAACUGGAGGCCGUCAUCCUUAUCUUGGAAAAUACAAAGUGGGAUUCAUGAAUGAUGGUAGAAUCAUCGCCCUGGAUGUUGUACAUUAUGCAAAUAGUGGCUUCACGUUGGAUCUCUCUCUAUUUGUAAUAGAGAUGGGUCUCCUAAAAUUGGACAAUGCUUACAAGAUCCCAAAUCUACGCUGCCGAGCCCUUGCUUGCAAAACGAAUCUACCUUCCAACACUGCUUUCCGUGGAUUUGGCUAUCCCCAAGUAGGGCUGAUUAUGGAAUCAUGCAUCAUGAAAGUUGCGGCCCAAAGUGGCUUACCACCAGAGAAAGUGAGAAUGAUAAACAUGUACAAAGAAAUGGAUGAAACACACUACAAGCAGGAGAUUAAUGCAAAAAACCUAAUAAAAUGUUGGAAUGAAUGCAUGGAGAUAUCCUCAUACUAUGCAAGGAAAGCAAUGAUAGAAGAUUUCAAUAAGAAGAAUUACUGGAAAAAGAAAGGAAUUGCACUUAUUCCAAUGAAAUUUCCUAUUGGUCUUGGUUCACUUGCUGCUGGUCAGGCAGCUGCUCUAGUUCACGUCUAUCUGGAUGGAUCUGUGCUAGUGACUCAUUGUGGCAUUGAAAUGGGGCAGGGAGUUCAUACCAAAAUGAUUCAGGUUGUCAGUCGUGAGUUAGGGAUGCCAAUGGACAAUAUUCACUUGCGUGGAACGAGUACUGAAACGGUCCCUAAUGCAAAUGCCUCAGGAGGAUCUGUGGUGGCAGAUCUCAAUGGAAUGGCACUGCAGGAUGCUUGUCAAAUUCUUCGAAAACGUCUGGAACCCAUCAUUAGCAAAAAUCCUCAUGGCACAUGGAAGGAAUGGGCACAAGAAGCUUUUAAUCAAAGCAUUAGUCUUUCAGCAACUGGAUAUUUCAGAGGUUAUGAAUCUGACAUGGACUGGGAAAAAGGUGAAGGUCACCCAUUUACCUACUUUGUGUAUGGAACUGCCUGUUCAGAAGUUGAAGUCGACUGCUUGACAGGAGAUCAUAAGAACAUAAGAACAGAUAUUGUCAUGGAUGUUGGUCACAGUAUCAAUCCAGCUCUUGAUAUAGGGCAGGUUGAAGGUGCAUUUAUUCAAGGUGUGGGUCUUUAUACAUUAGAGGAACUGAAAUAUUCACCUGAAGGAAUUCUCUAUACUCGUGGGCCAGAACAAUAUAAAAUUCCUUCCUUCUGUGAUGUUCCUAAUGAGUUCAAUGUUUACUUUUUGCCUCCUUCUGAGGUUGCACAGACUCUAUACUCAUCAAAGGGUCUGGGUGAGUCUGCAUUAUUCCUGGGAUCCUCUGUGUUUUUUGCUCUCCAUGAUGCAAUCCGGGCAGCAAGACAAGAAAGAGGAUUCUCUGGAGUCUUCACACUGAAUAGUCCAUUGACCCCUGAGAAGAUUAGAAUGGCCUGUGAAGAUAAAUUUACAAAAAUGAUUCCAAAGGAUGAACCUGGAUCUUAUGUUCCUUGGGACAUUUGCAUAUGAAUAAACAACCAACUUGGGGAGAAAAUAUAAUGGAAAUUUUUAUUAUACAUGGUAAUGGGGAAUCAAUCUCUCCAAUUUCUUUAUAUUUUAUGGUAACAUUUCUAAAAAUAUUAAUUUCCACAUAAUACUAAGAAUUUGGCAAGUAAAGAAUUUUAUCUGUUUUUAGGUACAUUAAACAAUCACCGGCUGUCUUCAGAUUUUUAUAACUAUCUUUAGUCAGUAAAGACCAAAUGAAAAGCCCAGCUUCUAAUUUUUUUUUAGAAUGUUUUUUUUUCUCCCAUUAGGACUUUGCCUAAGAUUGAAUCAUUUUUAUUGCUUAAGUUUUGUGUUUUGGCAGUCAAUUUUCUUAAAUUAGGAUAUGCCAUAUUUUAUAGGGAUUUGCCCCAUUCCUGAACUUAGUAUAUAUUCUACAAAAUUGGCAUUCAAUAAAUCCUUGGUGAUUAAUGAGACUUUUUGAAUAGUUUUUUAAAGAUCUGAAAACAGAGGUAAAGCAAGUAUAUUUGAUUCCAUUUAUUUCUGACUUACAUUUAAGAAGUGCUAAUAAUGAAUACUCAAUUUUGCUUCUAGGAGAAAAUAUAAUAUUUCAUACUUAAAUGGGAAACACUCCUUUACUGCAAGAAAUUAGCUUCUAUCCUAUAAACAUUUGUUCAUUAUCAUCUAAGACUUAAAGCUGUAUGCCUAUUAAAUACAAGGUGAGGAUGUGUGUUAGAUGAUUAUUAAAAGAGUUUCUAAAUUUAUAUAGUGCUUUAAAGUUUGGAAAGUGAUAUAUAUGAACAUACACACAUACAUAUAUAUGUAAUCUCACUUUAGUCAUGUAACAUUCCUUCUAAUAGGAUUCUAACAGGUAAACUCCAAGAUAUAUCAAUUGGUUGUUGAUGAUUAAUAAAUACCAUCUAAUAAUGAU
Sarcophilus harrisii (Tasmanian devil) is the source of this 4984-nucleotide messenger RNA. RefSeq names its product aldehyde oxidase 1 (gene AOX1). The coding region runs from base 175 to 4080 and encodes 1301 amino acids. The record is from RefSeq and is a predicted model, not a curated record. Gene Ontology annotation, molecular function: iron ion binding; 2 iron, 2 sulfur cluster binding; molybdopterin cofactor binding. NCBI's taxonomy places the organism in Eukaryota, Metazoa, Chordata, Mammalia, Dasyuromorphia, Dasyuridae. The transcript is spliced from 34 exons.